CACCAAGGCAACAAAACAACAGCCUACAAUAAGCGAGCGCACUCGAGCGACAGCGGAACGCGCCUCAAUCUCUUAGCAUCUUCCGUAUCCUUUCUCUUUCUUUCAAGCCUUUAUCACGUUCUCCGCACAGGCACGCAUACACCUGGAAUAUCAUACUUAGUUGCACACAGCCUAAAUAUCACACGGACUCGCACACAAACAAAUCUGAGCACACAAUCCGCACUCCACCAUGUCAGACAGCAGUAUGGCGAAAGCCAAUCUCCCCUGGUAUCGUCACCUGAAUCAGAAGAAGAGUCUCCUGCUGGCGAUCGUAUCGAUGGCUCAGAUGCUCGAUACCAUCAAUGUCGCCAGUGUCACCAUUGUCCUCCCCAAGGUCAUGCGCGACGUUGGUUUCCACAUCGACCAACUGCAAUGGGUCUCGUCUGCCUAUGCCUGGCAUACGGUGCUUUUCUUCUUCUCGGCGGUCGUCUCGGCGAUCUCUUUGGCCACCGCCAUCGUCAAUGGCUUUGCAAAGGACCCGGCCAUGAUGUCCGUUGGACGUGCUCUUCAGGGAACGGGGGCCGGUUUCACUGUGCCUAGCGCACUGGCCAUCCUGACGACCACCUAUCCAGCUGGACCGGAGCGUAUCAGGGCCCUGAGCAUCUUUGGCGGCACUGCUGCCAUUGGAUCCAUCGUCGGCGUCCUGCUCGGCGGCAUCCUCGGAUCCACCAUUGGCUGGCGAUGGAUGUUUUAUAUCACCGGGAUCAUCGGAUUCGCCCUUACCAUCCUCGGCAUUCUUGUCAUUCCUGCCGAGAAGGCGCAAGGCAAGGCCGAGGAUCGCCGCCUUGACUUUUUCGGCAUGGCCUCGUUCACUUUGGGGAUAGUCGGUGUCAUCUACUACCUCAGCGAGGGUCCCGCCGCUGGUUGGGCCGUCGCAAAGACCCUGGCGCCUUUCCUGAUCAGGGUCGCCCUUCUCGUUUGCUUCAUCAUCAUCGAGCUCAGGAUCGACUACCCGAUCAUGCCACUGCACAUCUGGCGCUCCCGCCGGUUCCUUGCGUCCUGUGCCACUGCCCUGUGCAUGAUGGCGGCCAUGAACGCACACUUUUACUUCGUAUCGCUUGCGUUCCAGAACGUGCUCGGAUACACGUCUCUGAAGACCUCGCUGGGGUUCAUCCCACACGGUGUCGGGUCGCUCAUUGUCGUGGGAAUUCUUUCGGUGGUGAUCCCGCUGGUCCGGUCCAAGAUCGUUGUCGUUGUCGGGUGGUUCUUCUUGAUCGCCUCUGGCGUCCUGUGGGCACAGCUCAAGGACACUUCCUCGUACUGGGCCGUCCCGUUCCCAUCGCUGAUCCUGAACAUGGUCGCCAUGGCCUGCAUCUGGGUGACGUGCCAGAUCAACUCGGUGGCCGAUGCUGCGGACGAGGACCAAGGGGUGGUUGGAGCUGUCUACAACCUCUGCCUGCAGGUCGGCGCACCUAUCGGGAUCGCCAUCUCCAACAUCAUUGCCAACAACAAGAACCCUGUCACUGCCACGGGCGCAGAGCUGCUGCCCGGAUACCGCGCCGCCUUCUACUCGUACGUCGUCAUAUCCGGUGUUGGACUCGUAGUCACUCUGGCCCUGUACCCGAACAGCGACCCCGUUCGUGGGCCCAAGGUCCCUAUCGAAGUCCUCGAGGCUGUCGAGGCCGGUCUGCCUGUAUCUGCAAGUGUGGAUGACGAGCUGACGACGGCAGGGGACGGUGACAAGGAGGAGCUGGCUGGGAACACGAUCACGGAGCUGAAGGUCGCCAGGAGGGCAGGAUCUACAAAUAGCACGGUGCAUGAUGGCGUGCUGUAUCCAUCAGAGAAGAGACUAUGAGCAUAGAACGAGGGGCCUGGAGUAUGCAAACGUUGUUUAGUCCUCCCUCCUCCCCUCCCCUCCCCUCUACUUUUGUACACUGGACUAGGAGUGCUGCAAUACAUAAACACGCUGCUACUCAAC
This is a messenger RNA of Gamsiella multidivaricata, 1957 nucleotides long. RefSeq names its product major facilitator superfamily domain-containing protein. The transcript is spliced from 5 exons. Gene Ontology annotation, cellular component: membrane. Bases 230 to 1834 code for a protein of 534 amino acids. Gene Ontology annotation, molecular function: transmembrane transporter activity. Gene Ontology annotation, biological process: transmembrane transport. The record is from RefSeq and is a predicted model, not a curated record. Lineage: Eukaryota; Fungi; Mortierellomycota; Mortierellomycetes; Mortierellales; Mortierellaceae.